AAUGAAGAAAUGGAGAAAUAAGAAACAAAAGGGAAAUGAUUCAACUAUAUUAUCGUAUGGAAAAGCUUCACUUGUGUCUGAAAAUAAUAAAGAUAAUAGUCAGGAGCUGAAAAUAAAUAUUCCGUCCAUGUCUUUAUUACCAGUUUUGAAGAACAUUUUAUUCUGUCAACGUAACAAGAAACAUCAUAAUUCUCACAUAGGCAUAGUAAGUUUAAACGUAUUUACUGGACUCUCUACGCUAUUUCCAAACGAGAAAGUUGCUUGUAUUAACAUAUUUGGACAUAAGUUAAUUCUUUUGUUACAUCCAGAAUCUGCAAAGGAAGUGUUACGUAGGAACAGUUUAAUCAAUAAGGAUUCUAUUUAUGAUUUCUUCAAGCCACUUCUAGGAGACAACAGUCUUUUUUACAGACAUAGCACUAGGAGUUUCUCUACAUUCUCAGACCACAAACGAUCAAGAAUAUGUGUCUGCAAUACACAGAAUUCUGAAAUAUUUUCCUGAAUGGGUAUUAAAUCCAAUGUACUGGUUUUCUCCAAUUUUCUUCGUGAGUAAAAUAGGAAGAAAUUACAAGAGGGAUGUUGAAAUAAUUCAUCGUUUCGACGAAAAGGUGUUCAAGAGAAGAAAAGAAAACUUUGUAAAGAAAAUGCAGCAGCAAAAUUCCUUAAACAAAGAAACACGACGUGAAAAAGAACCAAAGAUGAAAACAAAACACCGUAUUAUCGAUUCUUUGUUGGAUCUUCAUGUCAAACAAGGUUUAAUGUCGGAAGAAGACGUUAUCAGAGACAUGGAAGGCGCUAUUUUUGCGGGUCACGAUACAACUGCCUACGCUAUGUCAUGGACUCUUUAUUUGCUGGGAAGAUUCCAUGAAAUACAAGAAAAAGUGUAUAUAGAAUUGCAUGAGAUUUUCGAAAACGAUAUGAAUAGAGAUAUAACAAUUGAUGAUCUGACAAAAAUGAUGUACUUAGAAUGCAUAAUUAAGGAGUCGAUGAGAAUUUAUCCUCCUGCUCCUUUUAUUGCAAGAAAAAAUCCUUCGGAAAUGAGAAUAGGUAAUUACGUGUUGUCUGCAAAUUCGACUCUUGUCAUAAGUAUCUAUGGUAUUCAUCAUAAUCCUUCUGUUUACGAAAAUCCCGAAGUGUUCGAUCCAGACCGUUUUCUACCUGAAAACUAUAAAAAUCUUCAUCCUUACGCAUUUCUGUCAUUUUCUGCCGGCCCACGAAAUUGUCUCGGAAGUAAACUUGCCAUGAUUGAAAUGAAAAUAGUUUUGGCAAAUGUUCUUCGAAAUUUUAAAGUCUACUCUUUGGAUCCUCAGGACAAAAUCGUUACUUCAUACGCAGUUAUGUUGACCCCAAUACCGGGUAUAAGAAUGCGUGUAGAAAAAAGACUAAUGUUGUAAGAUAUUAACUAAGAUGAAUAGUACGUUUGGGUAAUUUUUGUUUCAAAUACAGUAUAUCAAUAUAAACACAAGCCUAUAUCAUAUAAU
Molecule: messenger RNA, 1478 nt
Organism: Centruroides sculpturatus (bark scorpion)
Lineage: Eukaryota; Metazoa; Arthropoda; Arachnida; Scorpiones; Buthidae
Product: cytochrome P450 4C1-like
Exons: 11
Coding region: 516-1391 (291 amino acids)
Molecular function (GO): heme binding; iron ion binding; oxidoreductase activity, acting on paired donors, with incorporation or reduction of molecular oxygen
Source: RefSeq, a predicted model, not a curated record